AUGAACCACAGAAAAACCUAAUAAACAAAGAAAAGAAAAGGAAUCAUCAUCACCAUUAAGAUAAACCAUAAUUCCAUGCAUGUGACAAUGGUGAUGGGACUUUUUUAGCCCCAUCAAUGUCUGCAGCGUGCCAAGAAAGUUCAGGAACCCGAAUUUGACACCGAUCUUGGCCUGCAAGCAAACAUAUAUUCCGAAUAUUAGUUGGCUCCAAUUCUGUUUUUGAUCAAUGGGGAUAUCACCUGACAAUGUUCAUGGACUUGUCUUGGCUGUUUCUUCAAGCGUUUUUAUUGGGUCUAGCUUUAUUGUAAAGAAGAAAGGUCUUCUUAAAUCUGGGAAUAAUGGAACCAGAGCAGGGGCAGGAGGGCAUUCGUACUUGUGUGAACCUUGGUGGUGGGCUGGAAUGAUUGUUAUGAUUGUCGGAGAAAUAGCUAAUUUUGCAGCUUAUGCAUUUGCUCCUGCAAUUCUUGUAACCCCGUUGGGAGCUUUAAGUAUAAUUUUCAGUGCAGUGCUAGCUCAUUUCAUCUUGAAGGAGAAACUGCACAUCUUUGGUGUCCUUGGAUGUGUUCUUUGUGUGGUGGGAUCGACAAGUAUUGUUUUACAUGCUCCGCAGGAGAGAGCUAUUGAAUCUGUCAAGGAAGUAUGGCACCUUGCUACAGAGCCAGGUUUUCUUGUCUACAGUGGAGUAGUUCUGGUUGUGGUUUCUGUCCUCAUUUUCCGAUUUGCACCACUUUAUGGUCAAAAAAAUAUGAUUGUUUAUGUCGGAAUUUGCUCUCUCAUGGGAUCUAUCACGGUUAUGAGUGUCAAAGCCUUGGGAAUUGCCUUAAAGCUGACAUUUUCAGGAUCGAACCAAUUCAUCUACUAUCAGACAUGGCUUUUCACUAUAAUUGUGGUUUUUGCUUGCCUUUUGCAGAUCAACUACUUGAACAAGGCACUGGACACCUUUAAUACUGCAGUUAUAUCUCCAGUCUACUAUGUUAUGUUUACCAGUCUGACAAUCCUUGCCAGCAUGAUCAUGUUUAAGGACUGGGACUCACAAAAUGCAUCACAGAUUGUAACUGAAGUGUGUGGUUUUAUCACAAUCUUAUCUGGGACCUUUCUCCUUCACAGAACAAAGGAUAUGGGAAAUGCUCCAAAUAGUAAAUCUUCACCCGAAACUCCCGUCUCCACAAAGGAAAAUUCCACCACAAGUGCAAAUACUGAAGAGCAACAAAUGGCUAUAUUUUAAGCACUGCCAUGGCGAACCUUUCCGCUCUUUGGAAAAAUUCUUAUCUUCCAAAUUUAAGGUCAAGCUAGCUAGCAAGAAAGAGGACGUGCAUUUUUCAACUGAGAGAUCAAUGUGCAUGCUAUUAACAAUAUGCACGGAUACUGCUAUUUAUGCUUAAUGGUAGCUCUUUUUGUUUUUUCUUGGUUGCUUUUCUUGAAGAGAUUAGGAGUAUCAAGGAUGUGAAUAUUGUUGUGUAAAGAUGAUUACUGUUUUGGGGCAAUAUUUUCAGAUCUAUAAAGAUCAGCUAACAUAGAUUUGUUUCAA
Populus euphratica (Euphrates poplar) is the source of this 1528-nucleotide messenger RNA. Its product is annotated as probable magnesium transporter NIPA2. Gene Ontology annotation, biological process: magnesium ion transport. Gene Ontology annotation, molecular function: magnesium ion transmembrane transporter activity. Lineage: Eukaryota; Viridiplantae; Streptophyta; Magnoliopsida; Malpighiales; Salicaceae. Gene Ontology annotation, cellular component: membrane. The transcript has 9 exons. Bases 227 to 1225 code for a protein of 332 amino acids. The record is from RefSeq and is a predicted model, not a curated record.